GAAGACGACGACUGUGCCGGAAAACGCCAUUUUGUUGUUGAACGGGACCAGCGACGAAGGCUUAAGAAGCACUAGUGCAGGUGAGCCAAGAUGGGGAAUCUCGGUAGCAUCUUCGCCAAACUUUUUGGCAAGAAAGAAAUGAGGAUCUUGAUGGUAGGACUGGAUGCUGCUGGAAAGACCACCAUCCUGUACAAGCUCAAACUGGGAGAAAUUGUUACCACAAUCCCUACCAUUGGUUUUAAUGUUGAGACUGUAGAAUACAAGAACAUCAGUUUUACAGUGUGGGAUGUCGGUGGUCAGGACAAGAUCAGGCCCCUGUGGAGACAUUACUUCCAAAACACACAAGGCCUUAUCUUUGUGGUGGACAGUAAUGACAGGGAGCGUAUUGGUGAGGCGAAGGACGAGCUGAUGCGAAUGCUGGCCGAGGAUGAGCUGAGGGAUGCGGUGCUGCUUGUGUUUGCCAACAAACAGGACCUGCCCAAUGCCAUGAAUGCAGCUGAGAUCACAGACAAAUUGGGCUUGCACACCCUGCGCAACCGUAACUGGUAUAUCCAGGCCACGUGUGCCACUAGUGGAGAUGGUCUCUAUGAGGGUCUCGACUGGCUUUCAAACAUGCUGAGGAGUGCAAAAUGAUCCAUCACUCCACCUCCUGUCCGUCAUCUGUGUGCAGUGUGAUGGGAGACUCCACUGGUCCUCGUCUGAUUCUCUCCCCUCCUUUCCUCUUUUCUUCUGAUGCGUUGGACCUUUGGCCAGUGCUCCCCUACAUCUGUGUACUGUGUGGGUGUGUUUGGUUGAGUAUUUGGUGAAUGAGUGUGUGAGCUGAGUGGGAGCAAACUAAAUGGUAAAUUACUAAAUGGUAUCAUUGCUUUGAUCUUCCUGGAUUGCUCCAUUUUCAAAUCAAGUUAAAAGUUGGCCAAAAUGAGAAAAACAUAUUUUUGCUCACUUACCUCCAGAGUGUGCCUUGAACACAGUUAACUCUCAAGCACCUCAUCCCUUCAAUGUAAGCACAUCCAAAGGCACGGGUCUCUAUAAAGCAAAGAGUGACACAGGAUGUUGAGUGUAGUUGGUCAUCUGUAAAGAAUGUUUGUAAGAAAAAAAACAAAACAAAAACAAACAGUAAUUCCAUUUGUACAUCUGCUAGUGAUAUUAAGGCCUUUUUGAUAAUGGUUCAGAAGCUGCACAAUGUAACCCAUGUCUUGCUUGAUAUAAUAAAAUCCCUGACAUCCCAGAUCAGUUCACAUUCUUUUAAAAUUAAUGGUUUUUGGUGGAUUUCAGUUUUUACUGCUUUAGUGAACACUGGAUUCUUUUGAUUCUCUCAUACUUAAUUCUUCAUAUUUGUAGUUUGAAUUGUCAAGUCUGUAUGCUGUAGGUCCUGUUAAUGGUCAGUUUUGAAAUUCAAUUCAGUCUCACCUCUGGACGUUAUCCCUGUCAUGGCUAUGGACCAGAUAUUUAUUUACAUGGUGACUUGUGUUUUACACACAGUCAAGACUGGGUGUAGAAAAGGCAACAGGUGAUUCAUGUUUAUGUUGUGUGGAGGCGGAUGUGUGUAUCUCUGGGGUGCUAUGCGAGUUUCAACUACAUCCAGUCCACUACAAAACAGUGAGGCCUUUUUAGAGUUGCUCCCACUCUACUCUUUAUUUACUUAUAGUCUUACUCUCUCGUAUGUAGUUCUUUCUGUUAGGGUCUGUUUUUUGGGUUUUUUUUUUUUUUUUUUCAUGUUACUGUUGAUUCAUGCAUGACCUGGUUACCUUAAGCAUGAGCUGAGGUCCAGGUGUGUAGUCUUUUGAUUGAAAGGCUUUUGGGACCAAUUGGUUGGAUUCAGAAAGGGCUCAUUGUGUUUGGUUCAGUUUUGGAUUUGUCUGUAGAGAGUGAGGUCGCCCCCUCCUGUGUUUUUUCAGAGGACACGUGCUCUUGAACAAAUUGUCAGCGCUGUUAUAGACGGUACAGUUGAAUUGGAAGUGUUUGCUCUGGCCUACUGUGUGAAUCUGCACUGUAAAUGCUUCCUCGAUGCUUCAGGCUUUAUGGUGUUUUUCCUGCAUGUAGCCAUGGCACUUCCCCUGGAUUUAUUAUCCCUAUGAUGCCAUUUGCACAACCUCAUCAGCUUGCACAACACAGGCCUAUGUGAAGACAGUGGUUUAUCCAUCAGCCUUUGCAAAGAACCCAUCCCAUUGCUCUACACCAGCAGACAUUAAAAUGUACAGGUAAGAAUGUUGCACCAGUUAACCCACUAACUACAGUUUCCCACACAUCCAUUGAUCCCAAAGGCUUCUACAAUUAAUAAUGAAACCAAUCUUGAACUGUGCACAUCCCUUACUGAGUGAAGAUGACUCUAAGGUCAUAAUAUCACACUGACCUCUAAAGGAAAAUACAUUUUCCCCUUUUGUGUUUGUACAACUGGACAUGUAGGUGUUUUCUUGAAAACCUGUAACUGAGUGACUCUUCUUUUGGGCUUUGUCCGUAUGUUAUGGAAUUUCCUAAACAUCUGUAGAGUUCAUGGGAUAUGUGACAUGAUCUGGUAUACAGCAAGAAAUACAAAUGUAUAUAAUCUGUAAGAAAAUGUAUUUUAACUUAACAUCAGCCACCUACCCUUGUUCAGACAUGAAGCUUUAAUUUUCAAGAUCGUUUCUGUACAAAUGACAAGGUAUGUGCAUAUGUAUUUCUUAAUUACCCUUUACGCUUUUUUAAAUUCAUCUUGUAACAUCGGAUAAAUGCACUAUAAUAAAGAGAUCUCUAUUGUAAAGCUUUUUCCAAAUGCAUUAUUAAUGCAUCAUGGUGAUGAGUGAAAUGUUUUUAAUUCCUUUGUUGUUUAGUUAGCCAAAGUCAUAUUAAAAUUGAAUAAAUUCACAUAAUAAAAACAGGCCAGUGAUAAGUGUCUGUCUGAGAUCAUGCUGUGUGUGUGUGGCUCAGAACCAGAUGCUUGAGACUGAGGCUGAAAACCAUGUAUCACUGAAAAAAAAAAAAAAACCCAAAAAUCAAAUUAUUUUAAAAUGUAACGAGUUACUA
Chelmon rostratus (copperband butterflyfish) is the source of this 3003-nucleotide messenger RNA. RefSeq names its product ADP-ribosylation factor 2a (gene arf2a). Gene Ontology annotation, molecular function: GTPase activity; GTP binding. The transcript is spliced from 5 exons. NCBI's taxonomy places the organism in Eukaryota, Metazoa, Chordata, Actinopteri, Chaetodontiformes, Chaetodontidae. Gene Ontology annotation, cellular component: plasma membrane; cytoplasm. The coding region runs from base 91 to 633 and encodes 180 amino acids. Gene Ontology annotation, biological process: intracellular protein transport; vesicle-mediated transport. The record is from RefSeq and is a predicted model, not a curated record.